CACCGUUGGGCCCAAUAUUACAAACCCUAAUCCCAUUCAUCACCUCUUCAACGGAAUGCAUGCUAUAAAAACGGAGCAGUGGAGGAGGGAAGCAUCAUUCGUCACUCUAGGGGGUAUGGACUUUAAAGAGGCUGUUAAGGACAAAGACCAUUGGGAUGGGACUCUCUCUUUAAAUGAUUUUUCCCUUUCUGCUUCUACAUUCUCUGACAAGUGGAAAAUGUUCAAUCCUUCCUUUCCACCAUGGCUGUGGACUCCUUGGCCAAAACAUCGUUUGAGUUCUUCUCAUAAGGAAGGAUACUUAUCACUGGAGAAUGUGUGCCUUGUAAAAUCACAUGAGAAAGAGAAAGAAGAAUGCAACAUAAGUCUGACAUGCAAAGAAGUGAGCAACAUCUCACAUAGAGAAGAAGAGCCCUUUGAUCAUGCAACUUUAGUUUGUCCUGGGUAUGAAGUAAACCACUAUGAUUUUCACAUUGUCUACAGUCCUUCAUUUAGGGUUCCAGUGUUGUACUUCCGGUCAUACCACAGUGAUGGACAACCUUUGCCGUUCAGUGAAAUUGAAAAGGACCUUCCUGGUCAUUCUGCAGAGUUGCUACUGGAAUCCAAAUGGACAUUUAUAACUCAAGAAGAACACCCAUAUUUGAAUAGGCCAUGGUACAAGUUACAUCCAUGUGGGACAACCGACUGGAUGAAAUUGCUCUGCAAUAACAAUACAUCUUUGAACAAAAACUUUAUUGAACAAUAUCUGGUUUCUUGGUUCUCAGUUGUCGGGCAAGUGGUUGGUCUUAAAACUCCGUUGGGAAUGCUCGAUACUGUCGUUUCAAAUGAAUCUUAGACGCGCAGCACACAUGCUUACUAGAGAAUGAAACAAUGGAAAAGAGAGAGAAAAAAGUUUCUCAUCAUUUGUAAGAUGUUGUCCCAACAUUAUGUGAUGGAGGAAGGGAUGUGUUUGCUGUUGUCAAUGGUAGAAAUGCAGGAGAAAAACUUGUGGAGAAGUUGAGACCUGUUUCUAGUAGAAAUUAGUGGAAUUCACUCCUUCUAUGUUGAAUACAUGAAAUAUUGUCAUUUGUCAUACCAGGAUACAAUUAAAUGGAACUCACUUCCAACACAUCUGUAUAUAUUUUUAGGAACUCCUUUGAAGAACCAACUUGCAUAUACUUGUUAAGAAAUAAAAACUGAUUUUUAAGAACAAA
This is a messenger RNA of Cicer arietinum (chickpea), 1190 nucleotides long. RefSeq names its product ubiquitin-like-conjugating enzyme ATG10. Lineage: Eukaryota; Viridiplantae; Streptophyta; Magnoliopsida; Fabales; Fabaceae. The record is from RefSeq and is a predicted model, not a curated record. Gene Ontology annotation, biological process: protein lipidation; autophagosome assembly; autophagy of mitochondrion. Gene Ontology annotation, molecular function: Atg12 conjugating enzyme activity. Gene Ontology annotation, cellular component: cytosol.